Molecule: messenger RNA, 2383 nt
Organism: Tuber melanosporum (Perigord truffle)
Lineage: Eukaryota; Fungi; Ascomycota; Pezizomycetes; Pezizales; Tuberaceae
Exons: 6
Coding region: 158-1852 (564 amino acids)
Biological process (GO): phosphate ion transmembrane transport
Cellular component (GO): membrane
Source: RefSeq, a predicted model, not a curated record
GCACUCCCUACCCACUGGUUGAGGACUAAACCGGCAGACCCACGUUUGCCUCGCUCUUUCACUUAUUGUCUCGUCCUCCAUCGGAGAAAGCCUCGGCAUUGCCCACAGCUGAUCCGGACUUGAUCCUCGUCGAGAAUUCGACGCAACCGAGAGCGGGAUGCAAGCUCUUCCACAAUAUGACUACAUCUUUGCCAUUGGCAUGAUAUUUGCAUUCUUGGAUGCGUGGAAUAUCGGUGCCAAUGAUGUCGCCAACUCUUUCGCUACCUCGGUCUCGUCUCGGUCUCUCACUAUGAUGCAAGCCAUGUGUAUCGCCACGGUCAUGGAAUUCACUGGUGCAGUUGUUGUUGGUGCUCGUGUUGCGGAUACUAUCAGAAGUAAAAUUGUCAAGGUGGACAAAUUCAUCGACCAUCCUGGUAUUCUCAUGUUGGGCAUGGUGUGCGCUUUGAUCGGUUCCUCCACAUGGCUCACGGCAGCUACGGCAAUGGGUUUGCCUGUGUCGACAACGCAUUGUAUCGUUGGUGGUGUCAUUGGUAUGGGCAUUGCAUCUCUUGGAGUUCAUGGCGUUGUUUGGGAAUGGGAAGGCAAGGGUGUCUCUCAAAUCUUUGCAUCUUGGAUUAUUGCGCCCGGUAUAUCUGGUGCCUUUGCCGCAAUCAUUUUCUUGAUCACCAAGUAUGGUGUGCUCAAGCGCAGUGAGCCUCUCAAGUGGGGUUUCAUAAUGGUGCCGGUCUACUUUGCCAUCACCUCUGGUAUCUUGACCAUGCUUAUCGUUUGGAAAGGUGCUGCCUCGCUCGACCUUGACGACUGGAGUGGCGGACAAAUCGCAGGAUGCAUUUUCGGCGUUGCCGGCGGUGUCGCUCUUCUCAUUAUCACAUUCUUCCUCCCCUUCCUCCACAGGAAGCUCAUCCAGGAAGACUGGACUUUGAGGUGGUACGACAUUUUCUACGGCCCUCUUCUUCUUCACCGUGGACCCGUCCCAGAGGCGCCAGAGGGAGCCCAAACCCAGAUUGUACAGGAUUACUACCGUGGAAAGGCCACCAGAGCUGACCUCGAGGCCGCAAACAUCAAGCCGUCCACAGUCACCGAGAUGGAGGCUGCCCGCGCAGACACGCACUCGGACGACCUUGCCGUUCAAAAGGAGACUGGCGCUAACUCAAAGACCCUUGACGAGGUUGAGCGUGCAGAUGCGGGCCCCUGGUACGCUCCCAAGAACCUUUGGAAGAUCAUGGUUGAUGCCGCCCUCCACGGUGUCCGUGUCGACGUCAUCUCCGAGCAGGGCCGCAAUUCGAAACUUACCGGGAACAUCAACGACAUGCAUGCCCGUGCCACGCGAUUCGACAAUAAGACUGAGCACCUCUACUCCUUCCUCCAGAUUCUCACUGCUGCCACCGCAUCCUUCGCUCACGGUGCUAACGACGUUGCCAAUGCUACCGGUCCCCUCGCUACAAUCUACCUCGUCUGGAACACAGGUGUCGCCAACAAGAAGGCUCACGUCCCGAUUUGGGUUCUUGCCUAUGGUGGUGCUGCUAUCGUCAUUGGUUUGUGGACUUACGGAUACAACAUCAUGCGCAAUCUCGGUAAUCGCUUGACUCUGCAAUCCCCUUCGCGUGGUUUCUCUAUGGAGUUGGGUUCCGCCGUUACCGUUGUCCUUGCUACUCGUCUUGCCCUGCCGAUUUCCACAACUCAGUGUAUCGUCGGCGCAACUAUGGGUGUCGCGCUCUGCAAUGGUGACUUUAAGGCGCUUAACUGGAGGAUGGUUGCCUGGUGUUAUGCCGGUUGGGUCCUUACCCUCCCUAUCGCCGGAAUCAUCUCCGGUUGUCUCAUGGGAAUAAUCAUCAAUGCUCCUCAAUGGUGACAUUCCUCCUAAUAUUUUCUCUCUUUGAAUAUCUAAUUUCUUGCUGUAUUUUUUUACUGCCUGACGUUUGCGAGGACAUUUCGUUCCGCUCCAUUCUGAGUUUCUCUUAUAAAACAGUGGCUUUCGCUAGUUUUACCCUUGCCAUUUUUGAUAUAUAUAAAAAAACUGGGUUUUUGUUUGAGCUUUUCUUUCCUUUUUGUGGUUUUCGGGAAUGGUGGUGGGGCUUUUUUAAGGCUAGCUAUGAUACGAUGUGAUUCCCACCCCCCCCACUCUACCUACGCUUCCAGCUUUCUGCAUUGUCGCGACUGUCCGCCUUAGCGGGAAUGGGUGCCGCGGCGUGGGGGGAGGGAGAUGCGCACCUUGAGUUUGAGUAUGGUAUCUGUAUAGAGAAUAUAUUUAUGCUUGAUGGAUGGACGGAUGGGUGAAUUUCUUGUUUUGAAGCGGUUUCGGCGUAAAUUCCGAUUUUGUAGGGUAUCAUACAUUUUAAGCUUAUCACGGGGUUAUUUGGUCCCGCGGUGGGUGGUGAUAUCA